This is a messenger RNA of Bipolaris maydis ATCC 48331, 1162 nucleotides long. RefSeq lists its product as uncharacterized. The record is from RefSeq and is a predicted model, not a curated record. Lineage: Eukaryota; Fungi; Ascomycota; Dothideomycetes; Pleosporales; Pleosporaceae.
AUCCCUCCUCACCACCAGCCUCGGCACAGGCAAGAUGCACCGACGACUCGAGCACCAACCAGACAAAGGCGGCGCAAUGGGCAGCGCAAAGUCUCUCUUACCAUUACCCUUUGCACAACCAGCAGCUGCCAAACAAACACCAGAUGAUUCACCGGCUCCCUCAAACAUCACAUCUUCAAGCAAAGACCCGUACAAGGCAGCUAAGGAAGCACUGGACCGUGAUGGCUUCGUCGUCCUCUCCGCAUCUCUCUUCCCCUCGUUCGAUCUGGAUGCCCUUCGCGCCGCAGCCUCACGCAUGACCACGGCAGCACGAGAAGGAAAAUGGCCCUACAUCCGUACCCUACCCAAGCAAUUCCCGCCCUGGCCCCAAGAUCCCUCAGACGGUAUAUGGGGCGUGCAGCACCUGCUCCACCCAUCCAACCCCGAUCAUCUUGUCUUCGCAAAAUCCUACUUCGACAGCGAACUCCUGAAAUACGUUGCCGCGCUGAUCGGAUGUGGCGAAGACGACUUAACCAUGGAGCUGUACAACAUGCUUGUACGGCCAGACAAAGAGUUUAGUCUACGGUGGCACAGAGACGACAUUGCUGCGACGGCCACGGCCGAAGAGGAACUGGAGCGGUUGCAGAAACCAGGUCAUCACGCUCAGUGGAAUCUGGCCUUGUACGAUGACAGCAGUCUUGUGCUCGUCCCUGGAUCGCAUAAACGCGCACGUACACAUGUCGAGCGCAAUGCGGACCCUUAUGAAGCAAAUAUGCCCGGUCAAAUCACCGUGAAGCUAAAGGCGGGCGAAGUGGCAUUUUACAAUAACAAUAUUCUUCAUCGUGGCGUCUACGAUUGCACAAAGGAGAGAAUGACGUUGCAUGGUAGUAUUGGGACUCCACUGGCGGGCAGUCAGCGAGCGAGGAAUGUACUGCAACAUGGUGUGGGGGAAUGGGCCAAGGAAUAUGACUUUGAAGGAUUCGAGCCUGGGAUGGCGGAGCGAGCGAAGAAGAUGCGAGAGAGACUAGUGGAAAUGGGAGAGAAGAGUGGAGACGUUGGCUUCUUCUCAAAGGAUGAAUAAUUUUGGCAAUACCUCCCGGUGGUUCCUCGUUUUUGGGGUCUAUCCUAACCUUCCUCUUCAUCCCAAUAGUUGUAAUCCUUCGAAUUGAACUCUCUUCCUCAU